Copidosoma floridanum is the source of this 1066-nucleotide messenger RNA. RefSeq names its product kanadaptin. NCBI's taxonomy places the organism in Eukaryota, Metazoa, Arthropoda, Insecta, Hymenoptera, Encyrtidae. The record is from RefSeq and is a predicted model, not a curated record. Gene Ontology annotation, molecular function: protein binding.
AUGACAACGCUGCAGGACUUGAAUACGUUCUUGCCUUUAGAUAACACUUUCGGAAAAACAGUCAGAGCAGAAGCGCUUGUUUCGGGGAAAAAAAAAGAAGCGCUCAUUCAAUGUGCCUUAGAAGCAUGUAGAAUAUUGGAUAGAUAUGGCGUGUUGAGACGAGCAAAUCAUGAAACGAAAAAAAGAAGGAUUCAUAACUGGGAAGAAGAAGAUUACUACGCUUCCGAUGAAGAUAACUUUUUAGAUAGAACUGGAACAAUAGAGAAAAAACGUGAACAAAGAAUGAAAAUGGCAGGAAAAUUAGAAACGAAAGUGGAAACCUAUGGCUCCUUACUUGAAAAUUAUUCAAACGUUGUUGAAAAAAUACGAACCUUAGAAAGUUUAAUGGCUUCGCAAACAUCAAGACAAAAAGAAGUAAGUAAUCAAAGUGAAGAUACGUUGGAUAAAUUUAUGUCUAUGUUGGAUACAUCAAUAUGUGACGAAACUCAAACUAAAAAAAUUAAAAUAGAUCUCUUAAAUCUACGAAAAGAAGAAUCCCAGCUUUUAAAGUUGAUGAAUGUAGCAAAGCCAAUAAAUCUGUCUUCUUCAAAUCCUUUGUCUAUUGCUCCUAAGAAUGCCAAAGAUAGCUUAAAUUCUGUGGCUCUCCCUGAAGAUGUAGACAUAUUGAGGCUAUCUCAUUGUCAGGAAUUAGACUCUGUAUGCAAACUAGGAAAUAGUAGUAAAAAUCUAAACUUAAUAACAGAAAAUACAAAAUCAAAAAAUUUUCAAGAGAACAAAAAUAAAAAUUUAAUACAUGAGACUCUAAAGGAUGUUCAAGAUAAGAUAGUACAUAACACCGAUAAAAAAUUGAUAAAAAAUACCGUAAGAAAGAACAAUACUGCACAGUAUCAGCAAGCAUUAAAAGGUAUUGCAAAAAAUGUAGACAGAAGAUCUAUUGAAGAUGAUUUUAUAGAAGAUUACAAUGUGUGGGUUCCUCCGCUUAAUCAGACUGGAGAUGGAAAAACUAUAUUGAAUGAAAAAUUUGGUUAUUAAUAGACAUCAUCUCUUGGAUUAGAUAAAAUUUAUU